CUCUGGUCAUCUCCCCCAUUUGCUUUCUUUUUCUUUUUCACUUUUUCCCACCCCUUUCUUCUUCUUUAUCCCAUUAAGACCACCAGAUGCAAUCGACUGGCAUGAGGGCAUCACACUCAAGAGGAAAAAUAAUUGUUCGAAUGGCUUGGACUACAUACAUGGUUUCUGGAUUCAGGUUUGUCCUACCCAUGGAUUAUUCUCUUCGAUCAGUUCUCUUCUUUUGCUCUCUCUGAGGCAAAUGAAUAUCCCUUUCUCACCACCACCUUCAUCUUCUUUAUUUAAGGUUUCGGCCAUGCUCAAAUUUGUAUAUCUUUGUUUCAAUUUCGGAUUUGAAAAAGUUAAUUUGGACAAUUCAAACUGAAAUUUGACAUGGUUCAGCAUUGGGCGAGAAAAAAAUGAACUGUUGACCUAUUGAAUCAUGGAACUAAGGCUUUGUUUCCAAGUGAUUGUGCUUGAAUAAAAACACUUUUUGAGAAAAAGUGAUUAGUAGUAAAAGUUGGUAGUGUUUGGUGAAAUAAGUGCUUUUUGUGUAAUAGAAAAAGUAAAAGUAGAUUUUACAUAGAAGCCGAGAAAAGUAAAAGUUGCUAGUGUUUAAUAAAAUAAGUGUUUUUUUCUUUAAAAAAACCACAAUCACUUAAAUUAAGUGAUUGCAAACAAGCCCUAAGCCAGUUGGAAUGACCGGAAGGAUGGUGGCGCUGAUAUGGACGGAGGCCGGCGUCAAAGACCAACUGGGUGUAGGAGAGUGCAGAAUUGCAGACUAAAUUAAUAGGCCGGAAAUCCAUGAAUAUUUUGAGAGGAGUAGGGCAGAUCGGAAGAAGAAAGGGGGAGAUAGGCGAGAAGCGGCGAACUAAUGAGAAGAUCCGAGCGGAGGAAUCAAGGGAGCUGCAUUUUCUGAAGAGAAAGAAAUAAAAAGAUAAUAAAUCAAAACAAAAAAAAAUUAAAAAUGUAUAAGUCCAAUCAGAAUAAGACACAUGGACGGGAGACCUGAUGACCUGCUUCAUUCAGGUUAGCACAUCAUUUUGAGAAGAUACCCCAAAUAAAUUAGAUUAUACUGGAAUUACUUAUAUUUGGGAUUAUUGUUGGAAGAAUCUUAAUAAGUGGGAUUAAUGGUGUGAAUUUUUCCUUUUUAUUAAAAGUUAAAGCAUAUAAAUCCUAUCAUUUUUUUAUUAUUUUGAAAAAUUGCACAUUAUGUACCUCGUGCAUCACAUGGGUACUUCGUCUAGUUCAGAAACUACAUUAAAAGCUCUACAAAAUUGCAAAAACCUGAAUCAAAUUUGAUAUAUAAAGUAAGAAUUUAAGAGUGCUUUGUGUUGACCAAGUGAAUAACAUCUGGGACAAUCUUAGCGGGACGGAGGGAGUAAUAUAUAAUGUGUGAGACUUCUAAUCUUUAUAUUUAUUUAUAUUAUAUAAAGUAGCAGAGUUGCUACCACUAUUGGAGGGAAAAUUCCCGCCCAAAAAAUGACUAAAUAUGUAAUAUGUGUGCUUGAAAUAUAUACUCUCCGCCAAUGUAGUUGUGCAAGAAAAAAAAUCAAUCACACGCCUAAACUAUACUCCGUACAAUUAAUACUCUUUUUUUUUGUGCAAGAAAAAUCAAUCAAUUAAUAGAGCAUUAAAUACUCUUAUGUGUGCCUAAACUAUACUCCGUACUACGUAUGUAUAAUGAAUGGAAUGCUUUCCACGCCAUAUGAUAUCAUUGAUAUGGUAAUUUUGAUCUAAUUUUGACUGCAAUGUUCCAUGUCAAAGUUUAAUUUAGCUAUACAAGGCAAUAAAUCUAAUUUAGUAAUAAAUUUUUCUCUCAUUUAUUAAUAUUGUAAUAAUAAUAACAAUAACAAUACUAAUAAUAAUAAAAGUAUUAAUUUGGUACAAAAAAAUUUCUAUCAAACAUUUAUUUUAUUUUUAUUUAUUUUAUGCAACAAUAUCUUUAUAUAAUAAUAUAAUAUAAAAUACCAAAAUUGCUACAUUUUUGCUCAAAUUUUCCCGCCGAAUACAUGUAAAGGUAAAAGGAAAUCAAAUAUUGUAAUAUUGUGCUUAGAAUGUUAAUAAGGACAAAUAGGAUUUAGUCAUUAUAUAUAUAUAUAUAUAUAUAUAUAGGGAGGAGAUCACAUACAAACAAUGCUUCCCAUACAAAAUGCAAAGCAAUCACGUGCAUCCACUUUAGACAAAUCAAGGGCUGAAAACAUGUUACACACCGUAACAUGCCGUGCGCUGCGUAGGAGGGUAAUGGGACAAAACAACAACCGUUUAGUAAGUAAGGAUGAAAAAGUAAUUUGACAAAUGUUAAAUGAGAACCGCCAAAUACGUAUAAGGAAGGAAAUCGCAGAAAUUGCACUACUCCCCACUACGAUUUCAACCACACAUGAAUAGCAAAUCAAAAAAGGACAUUUGCAGAGGUCUGUCCAAUAGUUAAUGCACCAACCAACCAAGGUAGAAGAAGCAAGAAGGUUUCCUUGUGAGCGGCAAAAUCUUGACGGUCGACGAAGGACGCCGUUUAUGGAUAUCAAGGACGGUUUAAAUCCCAUUAGCGCAUAUGGCUUCAGUCCCUUAACAUGCUUUUCGACACACUAUUGUGGCGUGCGAAGAAGCAGAUUGAUUUUGGUCAGAUGAUCAAGUUUUCUGAGGUAUCUAUUGAAGAAUCAAUAUGUUCCAAAAGGCUCAGGAGAUCGUGUAAUGAGAUGGCACUUCAUGAUAGGAGGAAUUGCCUCUUAAACGAAUAGAUUUAUAAUAUCAACUUAGUUCUUUACUUCCGUUGUUCUGUUAUAUUCUUCCAUGUAUUAUGUGUACAGUGUACAUUGUAAACAAAUUUGUGCAAUUAAUCAAGUUUAAUGCUUUGUUCUUUCCAUUU
Molecule: messenger RNA, 2842 nt
Organism: Cuscuta epithymum
Lineage: Eukaryota; Viridiplantae; Streptophyta; Magnoliopsida; Solanales; Convolvulaceae
Source: the annotation of a GenBank genome assembly